AGCCGCCGAAUAGGGAGAAAAAAGAAAGCAAAACCAAGAGAGCGGAAAAUUCAAAACAAAUACAGCGCACUCUCUACGCAAGUACUCAACCAGCGGUUGUCGCGUUUCGUUCGCGUCUUUCCAACCCUGUCACCCCAACGGGCAUUCAUACGCAGAUCGCAUAGCAACGCUACUGGACGCACCACAGUCGGUUGUCGUGACGCGAGGCGCGCAUUUUGCAAAAUUCCAGGAAUACUUGCCCAUCGCCCACCCCUAACAGCAAGUGGAGUCGAGUUUUGUGACCUCCGGGACCUGUGGGUGAAACAGUGAAAAUAUGAGCAAUCGUCCUUUUACGGCAAAAUUUCCGAAAAAUCCCGAAAAUGGUGAUGAAGUGUACAUACGCGGGAAAUUGCUCGACGAUGCAAAAAGUUUUUCCGUGAAUUUCUGCCUUCCACGACCACCCCAAGUGAUGCAGCACCAGACGCCCUCGUACAUUGCUUACCAUUUUAAAACGAUUUACGACGGAAACGACGAGAGCCGCGUGGUGCAGAACUGGAAGAACGUGCACUGGCAGCAGGAACAAGUUUACGCUAACCAUUGGCACAUGGAUCGAAGCAAAACGUUUCGCAUGAUAUUCCGACUGCACGAAGACUCUAUCAAGAUGUUCCUCAACAGUGUGGACCAUCCGCCGGAAUACGAAUUUAUGGUACAGCUACCGCUCGAUCAGAUAGAAUCGAUCGAACUGUGGGACGAUGUGGAGGCCGUUGAAGAGAUUUCAUUCCGGUACGAUAACAAAAACGGUACGUCAUGAACGUUUGAAGGGGCACUCUGGAACAUUUGCAUUUGACCCUGAAUAAUCUUUACAGCGUACUAACUGUGCCUGCUUGCGCCCUUCUCACACGAAACAUGAAAGCACACCUGUUCAUCGAUCGUGACAGAAAACAUCGAUCAUCUUCCCAACACGCAUACUGCCGAUUACACAUUCUCUGGGCAGCUGUUUCAUCCGGCACGAAUAUAAUCUAUCGUCUAGUCAUCGAUAUAAUUACCAUUACACAGUAUUGCGGCCUUACCACAACGGCAAACAAACUAUGCGCUAUGUUUCCCAGAACGAAUGUAACAGAGGAAGUGCCUUAACAUUUUCAAAACAACCUGCGCCUCAGAGUGGCAUACAGGAAGCAUUCUAUCUGCUGUUAUCUGCUGACUGCAGCACCGCACACAACUUUGAAAUCGGAAUCAAUCGUUGGUGCUAGUUACCAAUAAGUUUAAGUAAGACGAGAAGUGGAACCGUACGAUGUAAUGUUUGUAUUUUAUCAGCUGCUAUCAGCUGCAGUUGGUUUAAGCACGCUUGUGCACGUUCACCUUUAUCACAUGGAGAGAUAAAUGAACUUUGUAAUGAAUGCCAUUUAACGACAAAUAAAAGUUAAUGUUUUUCUGCCUUUAACUCUUUACCGUUCGAAUAA
Messenger RNA from Anopheles funestus (African malaria mosquito), 1439 nucleotides. RefSeq lists its product as uncharacterized. The record is from RefSeq and is a predicted model, not a curated record. Bases 314 to 790 code for a protein of 158 amino acids. Lineage: Eukaryota; Metazoa; Arthropoda; Insecta; Diptera; Culicidae. The transcript is spliced from 2 exons. Gene Ontology annotation, molecular function: carbohydrate binding.